GCAGCUCGGCUCUCCUCGCCCGCAGCCAGCCCCUGGUCGGUGGAGGACAUCCUGACAGAAGAUGAGGAGCAGGACCGCGUUCCGCUGCAGAAGCUCAAGCGUUUGGGGGAAUCAGAAGAACUGAGAGACUUGCUUCUGAAUCCACAUCUCAGGCAGCUACUGCUGACAGUCGAUCAAGCAGAAGACAAAAGCUCUCUCAUGAAAAAGUACAUGCAGGAGCCAUUAUUCGUUGAGUUUGCAGACUGCUGUUUGAGAAUUGUCGAGCCUCCCGAGAAGGAGAACAUUCUUCCCGAGUGAGCUACUUUGGGAACAUUUUUCUUUCCUUGAGAUUUCUCCCCUCUGACAGAAGAGAUUCGGCAGCACCAUUCUGUCUGUUUCCUCAAGAUUUGGUCACGCUUUGCUCGGGAUAUCAGUGCUCUAAUUUUCAAUUUAAAGUUGAUAAACAGUGCCAUAGUGUUGGGCAGAUUUCUAAUUACUAGGAAUUAAACCUGAUGUUCUGUGGACUUGCUGCCUGUUGGUACAGAAAUACUGUUAACCAUGGGAAACAUUGCUCCCCAAUAACAACAUUAAAUAUAUUUGCAUUUAUUUUAAUCUA
Messenger RNA from Athene cunicularia (burrowing owl), 595 nucleotides. RefSeq names its product zinc finger HIT-type containing 3 (gene ZNHIT3). The annotation marks the transcript as partial. Lineage: Eukaryota; Metazoa; Chordata; Aves; Strigiformes; Strigidae. Gene Ontology annotation, molecular function: protein binding. The record is from RefSeq and is a predicted model, not a curated record. The transcript is spliced from 2 exons.